Messenger RNA from Nymphaea colorata (pocket water lily), 1830 nucleotides. Its product is annotated as preprotein translocase subunit SECY, chloroplastic. The record is from RefSeq and is a predicted model, not a curated record. The coding region runs from base 36 to 1637 and encodes 533 amino acids. Gene Ontology annotation, molecular function: signal sequence receptor activity; transmembrane protein transporter activity. Lineage: Eukaryota; Viridiplantae; Streptophyta; Magnoliopsida; Nymphaeales; Nymphaeaceae. Gene Ontology annotation, cellular component: chloroplast thylakoid membrane. The transcript is spliced from 8 exons. Gene Ontology annotation, biological process: SRP-dependent cotranslational protein targeting to membrane, translocation.
ACGGAUUUCAUCGUUGAGAGAGAGGAGAGAGGAUAAUGUCGUUAACACUGGGAGUGAAGGGGUACCCGCCCUUCAGGCUCUCCCCUUUCCCAAAACCCACAACUCAUUCUACGCGAGCGACCUUGUCGCUGAGAAGAUUCACCACCAACUUCAGCUCUAUCUUUUCCUUCCCAAGGCGCUCGGAACAAGCGGAUGCCUUAGGCUUUGAUCCUUUGGGUCUGUAUCCAGAUUUACCUGCUGAAGGCAAUACGUCAUGGAUUGGCUUCCUAGAUGAGUAUGUAAACAGGCUAGAAGGCACUUCACGUGCAAAGCAGGAAAAGUCUUCCGCAACUAAGGGAGUAGCAGCUGCUAUUGAGGACAGUUCGAUUGACUUUGGUGACUUCUUCAAGGGCCCACUUCCUGGAAAGUUUUUGAAGCUUUUAGGAUAUUUGGCCCUUUCCAGAGUUGGAGUAUAUAUACCAUUAGGUGGAGUAAACAGAGAUGCUUUUCUUGGCAAUCUGGAUCAGAAUAGUCUUUUGAGCACGUUGGAUUCAUUUUCUGGGGGUGGAAUUGGUCGAUUGGGUGUUUGUUCACUUGGAAUUGUUCCAUUUAUUAAUGCCCAGAUUGUAUUUCAGCUACUUGCCCAACUUUUUCCUAAGCUUCAAGAACUCCAGAAGAGAGAGGGUGAAGCAGGCAGAAAGAAAAUUCUUCAGUAUACACGCUAUGCAUCAGUGGGAUUUGCAAUAGUACAGGCUAUCGGGCAGGUCCUGUAUCUACGCCCAUAUGUUAAUGAUUUCAGUGCUGAGUGGGCAUUAUCAUCUGUAAUGUUAUUGACACUGGGAGCAGUAGUUACAACUUACAUUGGAGAAAGGAUUUCAGACCUGAAACUGGGAAACGGGACAUCACUUUUGAUCUUCACAAAUAUUAUCUCAUACUUGCCAGCUUCCUUUGGAAGGACCGUCGCGCAGGCCCUUCGGGAUGGAAAUUAUGUUGGGCUUACUGCUCUGAUUAUCUCAUUUUUCCUCUUGGUUCUCGGUAUUGUUUAUGUCCAGGAAGCUGAAAGGAAAAUACCUUUAAACUAUGCAUCUAGGUAUAGUAUCAGAAGCGGAGGUCUUCAAAAGUCUGCUUAUCUUCCUUUUAAGGUGAACAGUUCAGGAGUUAUGCCUAUCAUUUUCUCGACCUCAUCUUUGGCUUUGCCUGGUACCUUAGCACGCUUUACUGGGAUAGCUGCACUGAGAAAAGCUGCAGUUGCUUUCAAUCCAGAAGGUGCUCUGUAUCUUCCGACAAAUAUCCUACUGAUUGCAUUCUUCAAUUACUACUACACAUUUCUUCAAUUGGAUCCAGAUGAUGUGAGUGAGCAAUUGAAGCGUCAAGGUGCAUCUAUACCACUUGUGAGGCCUGGAAAAAGCACGGCUACAUUUAUUAGGACUGUUCUCAGCAGAAUAUCUGUUCUGGGUUCUUCCUUUUUAGCAGUGAUGGCUGCUGGCCCUGCCGUGAUUGAACAGGUGACACAUCUUACAGCCUUCCGUGGGUUCGCUGGGACAUCCGUUCUCAUACUUGUGGGGUGUGCAACGGAUACAGCCAGGAAAGUUCAGGCAGAGAUCAUUUCCCAAAAGUACAAGAAUAUUGAGUUCUAUGAUAUUAACAAUAGCUUGUGAAGUCCCUGCGUUUAAAUUGCUCUUGGUGCCUCUAAUAUGAAAAAGGCUACUCCAUGCAAGAGGCCACGCGUUACGCCUCUACUUUGGCAACUUCUGUAAGUUGAAUUUCACAAAGAUGAAGUUAUUGUAUAUCCUCAGUCUAUCAUGUUAACACCAAUUAGAAAUUCAUUUAUUAACAAUUCUUUGUUAGCUA